AUGCCCACUCAGGAGCCCCAGAAGAGGUUUCUGGGUUCUCUCAACUCCACCGCCACCCCUCACCUUGGACUGGCCUCCAACCAGACAGGGCCUUGGUGCCUGCAUGUGUCUGUCCCAGAUGGCCUCUUCCUCAGCCUGGGGCUGGUGAGUCUGCUGGAGAAUGUAUUGGUCGUGAUAGCCAUCACCAAAAACCGAAACCUGCACUCCCCCAUGUAUUAUUUCAUCUGCUGUCUGGCCCUGUCUGACCUGAUGGUGAGUGUAAGCAUCGUGCUGGAGACGACCAUCAUCCUGCUGCUGGAGGCAGGCGUCCUGGUGGCCCGCGCCGCUUUAGUGCAGCAGCUGGACGACGUCAUUGACGUCCUCAUCUGCGGGUCCAUGGUGUCCAGUCUCUGCUUCCUGGGCAUCAUCGCCAUAGACCGCUACAUCUCCAUCUUCUAUGCCCUGCGGUAUCACAGCAUCGUGACGCUGCCCCGGGCACGACGGGCCGUUGUGGGCAUCUGGGUGGUCAGCAUCGUCUCCAGCACCCUCUUUAUCACCUACUACAAACACACAGCCGUCCUGCUCUGCCUCAUCACUUUCUUCCUAGCCGUGCUGGCACUCAUGGCAAUUCUGUAUGUCCACAUGCUCACUCGAGCGUACCAGCAUGCUCAGGGCAUCGCCCAGCUCCACAAAAGGCAGCAUUCUAUCCGCCAAGGCUUCUGCCUCAAGGGUGCCGCCACCCUUACUAUCCUUCUGGGGAUUUUCUUCCUGUGCUGGGGCCCCUUCUUCCUGCAUCUCUCCCUCAUCGUCCUCUGCCCCCGGCACCCCACCUGCAGCUGCAUCUUCAAGAACUUCAACCUCUUCCUCAUCCUCAUCCUCCUCAGCUCCACUGUGGAUCCACUUAUCUACGCUUUCCGCAGCCAGGAACUCCGCAUGACACUCAAGGAGGUGCUGCUGUGCUCGUGGUGA
Messenger RNA from Grammomys surdaster, 948 nucleotides. It is a transcript of the gene Mc1r, whose product is annotated as melanocortin 1 receptor. The record is from RefSeq and is a predicted model, not a curated record. Gene Ontology annotation, molecular function: melanocyte-stimulating hormone receptor activity. Gene Ontology annotation, cellular component: membrane. Lineage: Eukaryota; Metazoa; Chordata; Mammalia; Rodentia; Muridae. The coding region runs from base 1 to 948 and encodes 315 amino acids. The transcript has a single exon. Gene Ontology annotation, biological process: G protein-coupled receptor signaling pathway.